This is a messenger RNA of Hordeum vulgare subsp. vulgare (domesticated barley), 1205 nucleotides long. RefSeq lists its product as uncharacterized. The record is from RefSeq and is a predicted model, not a curated record. The transcript has a single exon. The coding region runs from base 111 to 683 and encodes 190 amino acids. NCBI's taxonomy places the organism in Eukaryota, Viridiplantae, Streptophyta, Magnoliopsida, Poales, Poaceae.
ACCCUGCCUCCCCCCUCACUCCGGCCAUAGCUUCUUGAGCCUCCUCAGAUCUUUGUACUCAGAUUUUCUCUUGUGCUGUCCAUUGCACGAGCUUGGUUGUGUCCAAAGAAAUGGACCCCAUGAGCAUAGAGAAGAUCAGGGCCAUGAGGAAGUACAGGAGGAACAGGAAGCAGCAGCAGCUGCUGCUCCCUGCCCUCGCGCCUUACCUGGUCGCCACCUGCGCUGUCCUCUGUCUGCUGCUCACCAGCCCUGCCUGGUUCCCCGGGCUGUGCUCGCUCCUCGUCUCCUUCCUCCUCACCACCCUCCCUGACCUGGCCACGGCCUUCCUGCUCAGCCCCAAGUGCCUCUUCGUCGUCGGCAACCUCAUCGUCGCCUUCCUCAUCGCGCAGUCUAGGCUAGCUCCGAGGAGCCAGCCUGGUUCCGUACUGGAUGUGGACGACGUCCACGAGGAGCACGUGAAGAGGAACAUCACGCCGACGACCGCAAAGGCUGCGACGGCGGCCACGGUGGUGUUCUCCGAUGACAGUGUGCUGGUUCAAGGAGUUUGGGAGGGAGAGAAGGAGAAGGAGGAGGAGGAGGAGGAGGGGGAGGAGGAGCUGGAGAAGAGGGUGGAUGACUUCAUUGCUAGGGUGAAGAGGCAGAGGAAGCUCGAAGGCAAGAUCUUCUUCGACACCGAUCGAUAGGUGACCAUGGAUGCAUGAUCUGAUUUUCCUUGGGACUGGAAGAUGCAACAUGCAACAUGCAAGAGAGGAUUACGUCCAAAUUAAGGAUAUGUAAUGCUUUGUGCUCCUUAAUCAUGUCUUGUUAUUAAUUAGAGUCGAUCAGAGGUAAGAGGAAGAAGAAGAACCGAUUCCAGUGCCUUCUCUUCUCACGGUGUAGCUGGUUAACUCCGGGGAUUAGGCAGAGAGGAGGAGAGACAAGGAAUGUGUGUGUGAUCUCUGGGAAAGUUGAGGGAGAAAAAGAAGUGAUGCCUGUUGUCUUUGAGUUAUCUUGCUUUGUGGUCUAGCUGGUGGCAUGAUGCCAUGAUUAUUGUAGUGCUUAGAGAAUCUGAUGGUCACAAAGCUUUUUUUUUUCAAAUGGACUGAUGGUCACAAAGCUGACGGGGUGACAAAGGAUGCAAAAGCUCAGUGACAUGUAUGAAGUGAUCAAGUGUAAACUAGAGGUUGACACAUGCAUGAAUGUACUUUCAGAUCAGCUGCAGAAUC